Messenger RNA from Aspergillus ruber CBS 135680, 2588 nucleotides. Its product is annotated as ATP-binding protein. Lineage: Eukaryota; Fungi; Ascomycota; Eurotiomycetes; Eurotiales; Aspergillaceae. The coding region runs from base 257 to 2269 and encodes 670 amino acids. The record is from RefSeq and is a predicted model, not a curated record. The transcript is spliced from 5 exons.
AUCUUGGUCCUCAUCUCACUACAUUCUAUUCCCUGCAAACUUCUUUCCCAACUGACAUGAAUAGUCUUGAAUGGGGUAGUUGACACAUAUCACUUGCCUCUGUGAAACAAGGCCGUCAGCGACUUCUCUUCGUACAGUAUUGUUUGUCAGGCAGGUGCAUUUCUCGCCCUUAUUAAGUAGGUGCAACUCUUGUUCUCAAUGGGCAGGUGCAAUCCUUGUUCUCGUCAGGCAGGUGCACUCUAGUCCUUAUCUUACAAUGGCCGCCGCCAUCACCAGCUGGGUGCUCAAUCCAAUCCAAUCUUUGACAAUGUCUCGACCGCGUACUCGCAAGUUAUGGUGCACUUUAUCCCAUGAUCUUCAGCAAUCAUUUCCUAUGGAGUGUGUUGCAGACAAAGAUGAUAUUGACAUUCUCAAAAAGAAGAUCUGGGAUCGUUUACCAGCACGCUUUGAAUAUACUCUAACUGACUACAGUGAGCUCAAGCUCUAUAGCCCUGUUGUGCAACUCAAUCAUGAAGAAAAGUUUAGGAUUGAACAUGGUGAAUUCCUAUAUCCACGCCGAAUGAUUACAUCACUCUUCCCCGAAAGCAAGGAUCCAGAUGUGGAUAUUGUUGUUGUGAGCGGAGGUGCCACUCCACAGAAACGGAAGCGCUCGGAAUCACAAAAUGCAAAUAUACCUUGGACACUGCCCAUCGCAGAGCAUCGGUUGAUAUGCCCUCGAGAGCGUACAGUAUCACAGCUUGCGGCCAUUUUGGAUGACAUGAACAUAGUCCAUGUGCGUGGAACUCCAGCAAGUGGGAAAACACGUCUUUCUGAACUUUUGAGAGACUAUUAUCGCAAAGAGGGAAGAAAGGCAUUCUUAAUCAAGAAAUGGGAAGAACUUGAUUCCGAGGAUCCUUGGGGCAGUUUUAUUGAGCUUGUCAAGAAAAGGAAUAAGGAACUAGAAAAUGUCUCCACCACUGGUUUCACUGUGGCUUCAUUACAAUCUGAACAUGAUCUUUCUUGGAUUUUGACAUCAAACACUGUUAUUAUUGUGGAUGAGGCACAGACGACCUAUAGUGACGAUACGCUCUGGAACACAAUCUUCAAAGAGAGACUAACCCCUAAUGUUUACAAAUUUCAGCUAUGUCUUUUCUGCUCUUACGGCAGUCCGGCAGCAGGCCCAGAUCCAACAUUCUUCACUCCAGUCAAGUUUUCUGACGAACAACGCAUUUCAUUGACGCCACAAAACCAGCAAGACUCGCCACCCAUUGGUCUAUUCUAUGACAAAGAAGAGUUCAGGGAUGUUGUUUCACGAUUGCUUACAUUUCAUUAUGAAGAGACAUUCAAUUUUGAUGAAGGUGCCCUGGAGUAUAUAUUCGCAGUAACAAGUGGCCAUCCAGGAGCGGUGACAUCGGUAGUUGAUGUAAUUUAUGAGGCCUAUCGCCACGACAUCAAGCAUGAACAUGUCAAGAUCUUGACAGAAGAUCAUGUCAUCUGGUUCCUGGAGGACACUGCCACAGUCUUUAAGCUUCUAAGAACCAGGCCAGUCAAUCGCUCUUUUCCAGAUAUAUCAAGGGCUACAAAUGGAAACGUGGCCACAUUGAGCAAAAUUACAGGAGAAGGAAGUAUUCCAUUUGAUAUUAAUGAUGCAAGCAUCAAGUUCUGUUAUCAGAAUGGUUGGAUUCACAGGGUAGCUCUGGAUGAUGGUGAUGUUGCAGUUCUGCCAUCGCGCUUACAUGAAAAAUACAUUGAAUAUUGGAUUGGCAAAAUGUCAAUGCCCCUGCCUGCCAGAUUUGACUCACUACCAAAAUUAUGCAAAGAGAUUCUCCGCGAAUUCUCCAUCAUGAUCCUGAGGCAUUCAGCUGAGGGCAAAAAGAUGUCAACCGCAUCACAACCCAGACCUGUGGAAGCCCAAUACCAAGAUGAGUUUCACAGGGGAUUUGUCCAUGUAGUUGGGCCAGGCGUACCAAUAUCCAGUGAAUGGUCAAGAACCAAGGACGGUCGAGUGGAUUUCUAUAUCCCAGAAAAAAAAUGGGCGAUUGAAUUGUUGAGAGAUCACGAUAAAGUUGAUGAACACAUCUUUCGAUUCAAGGAGGGUGGAAAAUAUCAUUCCUGGCUAAAAGAGAAUAUGGUCAAGGAUUGGAUCAUAAUUGACUGUGCGACUUCUUUGCCAACCAGAGGGUUCUCUGAGCCUAGGCUAUGGCAUGCUGUAUUCAUCAAUGAUUAUUCUGGAUUGCAGUUGUAUAACCAUCAGGAAGCUCUCAUUAUGUCUGUGCAUCUACAUAUUUGAGGAUUAGCAGGGAUAAUAUGGUUAUUACACUGUUUACUUGUAUCUGUCUUUUAUUAUGGUUCUUUGUUAACUGUAACCGACCUCUCGAUUUAUCAGGCAAUCAGAUGAAUUCACCAGGUUUUCUUUGUCUUGCUCCCAUGGCUUCUUUUCUUCCCUCUCCAGGGCCGAAUUUCUCGUCUAAUGACUAUCUAGUUUAGAUUGGGAAUACUAUCUCAUUUUAGCUACUAGACCGAGCCCGUGAUAAACAGGGCAAUACUCUUAGAGCCACAGGUGAGUUGAUGACUGAGAAGGUAGACUUAUAGACUUUGUAUCUGGAAGU